CCAGUAUGUAGAAAAAUAGCUUAAAGAUCAACGUUUCCAAUGGUGAAAUUGUUUUAUCAAAUAAAAAAUUACUGGUGCCUCAAAAAAAUGUGUAAAAUAUUUUUGGAACAACCCUCGUAGGUGAACUCGACCUCAGUCCGUUGGCGACUCUGCUCAAACGGGCGUGGAAAAUUCCAAGAGGAUAAAAACAUAUAAACCAACCUUGGCACUGCGUUGGGGUGCAGCGGGGGCAGGGAUGAUUUCCAUGACACGUGUGACAGCUGUAGAAUCAGCAUAUCCAAAAGAUGACAAAUUCAGCGUGGGUUUUUGCCAAUUUGUCGUCAAUUUUGCGUACUUUUCGAGCGGAUCUUGUUUUGUGUUACUCGGUAAACUAUAAUAAACACGUCCGUUAUCAACUUCGAUUUGAAUCCGUGAUAUAAUAAAUAAACAUAUUAUGUGAACUUGGCCUCAGUGCGUUACCGACUGCACAAACGCGCGUGGAAAUUUCCAAGAGAAUAAAAAAAUACAAAUCAGCCAUGGCACUGCGUUGGGGUGUUGCCGGCGCGGGGAGGAUAUCCCACGACUUUGUGACAGCCGUACAAUCAGCAUAUCCCAAAGAUCACAAAUUCACAGCAGUCGCAGCAAGGUCACAAGAAAGUGCCAGCAAGUUCGCUGAGGAACAUGAUAUACCAAAGGGAUACGAGGGGUACGCGAAAUUAGCUUCCGAUCCUGAAGUAGACAUCGUAUACGUGGGCAACCUGAACACGCAGCACUUCUCCACGUGCAAACUAAUGUUGGAGCAUGGCAAGCACGUCCUAUGCGAGAAACCGUUCACUCUAAACGAAAAGCAAACAAGGAGGUUGAUAGAGAUCGCCAGGUCCAAGAAGUUGUUCAUCAUGGAGGCCGUUUGGUCGAGGUGCUUCCCCGCCUAUAUGGAAGCGAAGAGGAUCAUGGACAGUGGAGAAAUCGGAGACGUGAUGUUUGCUUCGGUACAUUUUGGGCAUGCGUUGCAGCAUGUUGAGAGACUGACAGCCGUACAAAUGGGAGGAGGAGCUAUUUUGGACCUUGGCGUAUACAUGCUGCAGUUCCAACAGUACGUCUUCAGGAACUUGAGGCCUUCGAAAGUAUCCGUAAAUGGGCAUCUGAACAGUGCCGGAACAGACGAAUCUUGUGGAGCUGUCAUCACCUAUCCAGAUGGGAAAAUGGCUGUUGUCAGUACCUCUGCUAGAGUCUCAUUGCCUAAUGAAGGCGUUAUUGUAGGAACUAAAGGGACAUUGAAGUUGCCUGAUUUCUGGUGCCCUACGAAACUGAUCACCCCAAAUGGAGUAAAAGAAUAUCCACUUCCAAGGUCUAAAGUGCCUUACUUGCAUCACAACAGCGCUGGUCUGUGUUACCAAGCUGAAGAAGCGCGAAAAUGCAUUCAAUCAGGUCAGAUUGAAUGUGAACAUAUGACACAUGCGGAAACAAUAGAACUGGCAAUGCUCAUGGAUCUGCUGCGAAACGAGAUGGGCGUCGUUUUUCCAGAAGACUCACAAGAAUUUUAAAGUGUUUAUAAUUAUUUUCGAAUAAAUUUUAUUUUGAAAUGUAAUUUUUUAGUAUCUCAAAUUCAAAUCAAAGGUAAAC
Messenger RNA from Acanthoscelides obtectus, 1602 nucleotides. The record is from the annotation of a GenBank genome assembly. NCBI's taxonomy places the organism in Eukaryota, Metazoa, Arthropoda, Insecta, Coleoptera, Chrysomelidae.